Molecule: messenger RNA, 651 nt
Organism: Manduca sexta (tobacco hornworm)
Lineage: Eukaryota; Metazoa; Arthropoda; Insecta; Lepidoptera; Sphingidae
Exons: 3
Coding region: 1-531 (176 amino acids)
Source: RefSeq, a predicted model, not a curated record
AUGUAUCUUGUUUUUCAUCAGUAUACCGACAUUGCAUUUAGCCACCUCAAUAUGUCUUCUGUAAGGGUAUUUUUGUGCGAUAUUUGCAUCGUAAUGCUAUUUGGCUUUACCUUCGUGCUAACAGAAGAAACAGUGAACAGUCAAACAGCAACUGACGAUGGUCCUAAAGGGAACUGCUCGUGUGGUGGGUUCUCAACUCCCACUCCUGAAGCUGGUAGCCCGCCGCUGCUGUCGCAAACACCGAGUCUAGUCGUCAAAUGCGAUCAAGAGGGGGAUAACUCGUGCAAAUUGCUGUGUAACGCUUUAGCUACUGCCACAAAAGCCAAAGGACCAGAAGUGUUGUGCAAUAGACUAAAAGACGCUAACGAAUUGAAGCUGUCUGCAUUCUAUAAAGUGUGCGACAAGCCGUGGCAAUACGCCGACAUGACCGCAGAAGAGCCGUUAUGCUGCGAGGACAACAAAGUGAAGACUUGCGCUUCUGUCGCCAAACCUAUUGUUGCUGAUAGCGUAGAUGCAAAAACAGUGAUGUAAUGGAUACAUUUAUGGUCGUUUUAUAAUCUGACUGUAUUAUUGUAGGAAUAAAUAUGUUCUAGUAGUGUCGCCAAUAAAUUCUAUUUGAUUAUGAAAUGCAAUAAAUGUAUUUGCUGCUUA